Molecule: messenger RNA, 885 nt
Organism: Trichechus manatus latirostris (Florida manatee)
Lineage: Eukaryota; Metazoa; Chordata; Mammalia; Sirenia; Trichechidae
Gene: KCNK16
Product: potassium two pore domain channel subfamily K member 16
Exons: 5
Coding region: 1-885 (294 amino acids)
Biological process (GO): potassium ion transmembrane transport; stabilization of membrane potential
Cellular component (GO): plasma membrane
Molecular function (GO): outward rectifier potassium channel activity; potassium ion leak channel activity
Source: RefSeq, a predicted model, not a curated record
AUGCCUGGCGCUGGGCUCUGCAGCUGCUGGGGUAGACGGGUGCUGCCCUUACUCCUGGCCUACGUCUGCUAUCUGCUGCUCGGCGCCACUGUCUUCCAGCUGCUGGAGAGGCGGGCGGAGGCUCAGUCCAGGGAUCGGUUUCAGAUCGAGAAGCUGCGCUUCCUGGAGAACUACACCUGCCUGGACCAGUGGGCCCUGGAGCAGUUUGUGCAGGUCAUCAUGGAAGCCUGGGUGAAGGGCGUGAACCCCAAAGGCAACUCCACCAACCCCAGCAACUGGGACUUCGGCAGCAGUUUCUUCUUCGCAGGCACGGUGGUCACUACCAUAGGAUACGGGAACCUGGCACCGAGCACAGAGGCAGGCCAGAUCUUCUGUGUCUUCUACGCCCUGGUGGGCAUCCCACUCAACGUGGUCUUCCUCAACCACCUGGGCACAGGGCUACGCGCACACCUGGCCACCCUCAAGAGGUGGGAGAAUAAGCCCAGGCGCUCCCAGAUCCUGCAGCUCCUGGGCCUGGCUCUGUUCCUGACCCUUGGGACGCUGGUCAUUCUCAUCUUCCCACCCAUGAUCUUCAGCCAUGUGGAGGGCUGGAGCUUUGGCGAGGGCUUCUACUUUGCCUUCAUCACUCUCAGCACCAUCGGCUUCGGGGACUAUGUUGUCGGCACGGACCCCAGCAAGCACUACAUCGCGAUAUACCGGAGCCUGGCAGCCAUCUGGAUCCUCCUGGGCCUCUCCUGGCUUGCACUGAUCCUCUCACUAGGCCCCCUGCUUCUGCACAGGUGCUCCCAGCUCUGGCUGAUCAGCAGGGGCCUCAACUUCAAGGAAGGGGGUGCCCCUGGGACUGAUGGGCUCCCCAGACCUCAGAAGAUCCCCAUCUCUGCCUGA